This is a messenger RNA of Miscanthus lutarioriparius, 1584 nucleotides long. Lineage: Eukaryota; Viridiplantae; Streptophyta; Magnoliopsida; Poales; Poaceae. The record is from the annotation of a GenBank genome assembly.
AUGAGCUGCUCCGACGACGAUGUGGACCGACGAUGUGCAAAUGUAGAAGUGUAUAUGCCUCUGCCUGACCUUGAAGAAGGUGUUCUAGACUCAUCAGUUGGGUCAGAUCCUACUACCACGGCUUCCUCAUCUACUCUGGAAGAUAUUCCUUCCCUAAUUGAGAGAGAUAUAACAAAACUACCUCCAGAUCUUGCUGCCCAAGCUGUUGAUAAAAAGAGAAAGGCAAGAUCUCAAGACCCAGGAUGGAAGUAUGGGUGGUGGCCAGAUCCUUCUAAGGACUUUGUGCAGUGCAUAUUUUGCAGGAAGCAAAACCAGCAACUCAAAAAUAGUCCAGGUCAGUACCGCUCACCAUCAUAUCAUGAUGUUAGGACUCCGCUGCUUGAAAGAGCUGUGAACAAAACAACGGAGUUGAGGAAGAAGCAUGAGGAGGCUUGGAAGGAAUAUGGUUGCACCAUAAUGUCCGAUGGGUGGACUGACAUAAGCCACCGCCAUCUCAUCAAUUUCCUUGCUAACAGUCUAGCAGGGACUUUCUUUCUAGGGUCUGUUGAUGCUUCAAGUGAGAUAGCAAAUGCAAAUAUGUUGGCUGGCUUGUUGGAGAAGCAAAUUGAUAAGGUUGGGAAGGAACACGUGGUGCAGAUUGUCACUAACAAUGGAGCUAACUUCAAGGCAGUAGGGAGGCUUUUAAUGGAGAGGAUCCCGCAUCUAUUUUGGACACCAUGUGCAGCCCAUUGCUUGGAUUUGUUGUUGGAGGAUAUUGGGAAGAUCAAGGAAUUCCACAUUUGCAUCAACAUGGCACAGAAUGUGACCAGAUUCAUAUACAAACAUGGGAGGGUUCUAGAUCUAAUGCGAAAUAAGAUUGGAGGAGAUCUUAUGAGGCCAACUAUAACUCGCUUUGCCACUUCAUUUCUCACAUUGGCCGCAAUCAAGGAUUCUUUGCAACGUAAACCAGAUUUACUCAAAGAGGUACUAAAAUACUAUGACAACAGAUGGGAAAACCAAAUGGAGCAGCAGCUGUAUGGAGCAGCCCUAUACUUAAAUCCAAGCAAGUUCUUUGCCCUAAAGGAAAAGGAUAGGAGACAAGCAGGAAGACCGAGAAUCAUGUUUAAUCAAGUUAUGUGGAAGAUGGUGACUGAUGAUGAGGAGCAAAACAAGAUAAGCAAGCAGACAGAAGACUAUGAGAGGGCUGAAGGUGAAUCCUUCUCACAGCCAGGAGCAAUAAGAGACAGAGAUAGAAAAAAUUAUAAACCAGUUCAGGAAGGUGGUGGCGAUGCUAUGACUUGGGCUGUUGUGGAUGAGGCUAUUGGUGCAACUCAGGGUCUAGAGGGACGUAACUUGCCUAGGGCUGCUGCUACUCGUGCUGCUGUUGCUGCCCCUGUGAGGUGUACUUAUGCUAGGAACAGAAAGCGUCCAAGGAACACAGUGACUCAAGAUAUUGAUGAAGUUGAUGAUGAAGACCAAGAUCAGCAUGUAGAUUCAGCAAUAGCAAUGGAGGAGGAUGAAGAAUCUGUACCAACUGAAACUGGAGAUGGACCAACUGGAGAUGGAGAUGGAUGCUUCACUUUUAAUGUUGAUUUGCUUAAUUAG